GGCACGGUAUAAUGUAUGUGGCCAUCAAAGUUUUGGAGCCUUUGAAGGGACAUACUGCCCCCAGUAAUAAAGUAUUCUAAAGGAUGAUGAGUGAUAAGAUGGUGUGAGGUUAAUCCAAGGUUUAAGCCGAGUUUUAAUUUAAAAAGAAGAGUGAAAUUUCCCAACCUUUGCGAACAGUAACAAAUUUACACGCACGUAUCAUCUGUGAACAAAAGUAGCGUUUGCCAACAUUAUACAGUAAUCCGUGGUAGCAAAGAAGCAGAGGUGUGUUAUCGGUUAUCUAUGAGUGGAGGUUAGGGUGCGUGGGAAAGUAAAUGCCCGUUUAAAAAAUGAAAGUAGAGGUGUAUAAUGAAAUCCUGAAAGAAAUAAAAUCGUUUAGUGGAUCAGGACGAAAAUAUACAAAACAUUUACAGGACAAAUUUCCCAGUGUUUCAGAUUUAACUUUGGCAAGCAUAUAUUCUUUAGAAUAUCAGAGGAAAAUGAAAAGGACUCACCAGAAGUUUUAUAAUAUUAUAGAAGAACUAUAUGACAGGUACACUAGUGCCAUCGAAGCUGGUGAAGAUGUAGGAGUGAUGUUACGACUUGCUGAAGAGAUUGAUUUAUCUCCAGCCCUUUUAGCACGAAUGAUCUUAGAAAAAUUUUAUGAAAAGCACUCAGAAGAAGGUGCUGAACCUGCUACAAAAAGUUUCCUGACAAAACUAAUGAAGGAUACAACUCUGAUCAAAGAUAAGGACCUAGCAUAUGAAAUAUAUCUGUGUGUUGUUUAUGAUGACCAGUAUGGAGCAAUAACAGAUUGUGUUAAACAUUCCCUAGGUCAAGAAUAUGAGUUCCGGCUUCAGAGAAUGGUAAAGGACUUGAAUAUUCCUUUCCGUGAUGAGGAACAUCUUAGGCGGCAUGGUUAUGAUAAGACACCGGAUAUAAAAUUAGAGAUACCAUUUGCUGUGGAUGGAUUUGUAGUCAAUUGGAUCGAAAGCAAAGCUUUGUUUGGUGAUGAAGAAGGCCAUAACACAUAUUUUAAGGACCAGUAUCUUAGUUAUUGGAACAGGUUUGGACCAGGGUUAGUGAUUUAUUGGCUUGGCUUCAUUGAAACACUGGAACUUCGCACUGAGAAAUGUAUCAUAAUUCGUGAAGACUUCCCUACUAAUAUAACAUUAAUGGACCCUACAAGCAUAGAACCACAUCCUGUUACAGUGUGAGACAAAUGUACGUUACAUGUUUAAUGUUCUUGUUGACAAGGAACGAAUAUUACCAUCUUCUGGGAUGUGAUGCCAUAUAGUCUGGUAGAAAGGUACUGACAUUUCAAAGGACUCUGCUGCUACCAUCUUCAGGGUAGAAGACUGUUCUACCCUAUAAAUGGAGGAAGCAGGUUCCUCUGAAAGAGUUCUUUCAACCUCUCAGUUUAGGUUCCUCCUUGCCUGAUAAUGGAAACAGAAUGAGUUUCUGAAAUGUGGUGUUUUAAGAAUAAACCUAGAUGACUUAUGUCUGCUUGUGUAUAUACUAAAACAAAAUCCACAUGAUAGCUUUGGUGAAGACUCUGAACACCAAAUUUAAUUGAAAUCUGCUGAGUUGUUUUCAGAGAUGAAUUGCUGAUAGAUGAACAGGCAAACAUCUACCUGUAUAGGGCAUAUCUGUCAGCUAUUUCUAAUGCAACACACCAGAUUUUUAUUUAUUGACUUGUAAUUGUUUAUUGAGUCAUGUUACUAGUGCACUGGUCAUCAAGUUAUUAGGACAUGUUUUAACUACUAUUUACUCAUCUUCAGGUUCUUAUAUAUUAUAUAGUUUAUCAUAUAAGUUGAGACAUUGGUAUGUCUUUUUAAAUAAAUAGUUUUAAAGAUAAAAUUAAUUGUACAAUUAAGUUAAAACUGAAUUCAGACUGAUUUUAAAUAUCUUUUUAUACUAUCAAGAUCUUGAUCACUGAUUAUGGGACUAUAUUUAUGAUGUAAAAUCUGCCUAUAAUGUGUUAGUUACAGUGGAGCCCACAUUUAAUGUUUAAUUCCAGUGAUCCAAAAUCAAUUAUCUUAGUGUUAAAUUUCCUCCAUUUAAUAUUAUAUUUUAGCAUCCCGUUGCAUUGAGGCAUUAUCCUUAUUAUCAAAGUAUC
Molecule: messenger RNA, 2098 nt
Organism: Cryptotermes secundus
Lineage: Eukaryota; Metazoa; Arthropoda; Insecta; Blattodea; Kalotermitidae
Product: protein C15orf41 homolog
Exons: 7
Coding region: 330-1196 (288 amino acids)
Source: RefSeq, a predicted model, not a curated record